This is a messenger RNA of Talpa occidentalis (Iberian mole), 3883 nucleotides long. RefSeq names its product apoptosis regulator BAX-like. The record is from RefSeq and is a predicted model, not a curated record. The transcript is spliced from 11 exons. NCBI's taxonomy places the organism in Eukaryota, Metazoa, Chordata, Mammalia, Eulipotyphla, Talpidae. Gene Ontology annotation, molecular function: channel activity; protein homodimerization activity; protein heterodimerization activity. Gene Ontology annotation, cellular component: mitochondrial outer membrane. Gene Ontology annotation, biological process: intrinsic apoptotic signaling pathway in response to DNA damage; positive regulation of apoptotic process; extrinsic apoptotic signaling pathway in absence of ligand. The coding region runs from base 1917 to 2369 and encodes 150 amino acids.
CGGCGGGAGCGGCGGGGAUGGACCCCACGCGGGAGCAGCCCGGAGGCGGGGGGCCCACCAGCUCUGAGCAGAUCAUGGAGACAGCGGCCCUUUUGCUUCGGGGUUUUAUCUGCGAUUAAAUAGGACCAGCCGCAGAAUAUGUACCUGAGCUGGCCCUAGAGCAGGUGACCCAGCACCCAUACAUCAAAGAACUGCUGGAAGUUCUCAAGCGCAUCGCACAACAGGUGUACAAGGACAAGCACAAGGAGCUGCAGAGGUGGUCUGAAACUCUCAGAGGCUUCACUUUUAGCGGAUUUUCUCAAGUGGCACGCGAAAUAUUUUCAGGCGGCAUCACCUGGGGCAAAAUUGUCACCCUUUUCUGCUUUGCCAGCAAACUGCCACAACACAAGUUCCUGCACGUCUCUUUGGCGCCGAUCGACGUCAUCAUGGACAUGACGCUGCUCAUCAUUCGAAAGCUACUGUUGCCCUGGAUCCAGGAACAGGGUGGCUGGGAUGGCCUCCUCUGGAAACAUGGAGAGACACUCAAGUGGACGGCAGGAGGGGCAGAUACACUCAAGUGGACAGCAGGAGGGGCAUUGGCCAUCGGGACGGGACUGCUUGCCUUAUUCGUACUCUGGUGAAAAUAGCCUGAGGCCCCAGCUGCCUUCAUCUCUGUCUUUUCAGCAUGAAUAUGGCAUGUUUCCAUGAAGGCUGAGGCUAGAGGCCCAUCCUUCCUUUUCUAUUGCCACUCCUUCUGCCUGUUGCUUCCCUCUGUUCCAAAUCAUUCAAGUUUCGCUUCAUAGUGGGGUACUUAGCCCCUUGGGCCACCAGGGAGGCCCAGAUGGGUUCAUUUUUCACACCCUGAGGCAGAAUGGGAAACCCGCAAUUCUUCCUAUUGUCCUUCACCCAAGACCUUCCUAGGUCAGCCUUCAGGGCCCUUUGUCUCUGGGAAUCUUAGCUGAUCUCCUCAACAUCACUUAAUUCCCCCUUUCAUGGCCCUUUCUCUGUUUACAAAGGUUCUUCCUCUUCCAGCUUGGUAAUUCAUUUCUUUUUUUUUUUAAAAAAGAUUCAUUUUAUUGAUUCAUUUAAAGAUUCAUUAUUUAUGCAUACAAGAACUGGGCUGUAAGCCAGAGAUGUGGGGGGGUGGUGAGAGGAUUCACCAGAGACAGAGUGGGGAGCAGAACAGGCAGACGGACUGAAAUACAUUGCUGAGGGGAGCAGCGGGGAGACAGGAGAGGUCUGCUGCGCCAUGUGGGUAGCUCCCUGGCCAGGGAUCAAACUUGUGCAGCAGUGGCUGGUGAUAGCUUGAUUGUGCUGAGACUUUAACCCCUGCGCCACCAGGGAGACCCUUAACAGAUUUUAAAAUAUGUGUGCACUCAAACAAUCACCACACAGAUCAAGCACAGUUGGGACAACCUGGCAGCCCUUCUUGGGGCCCCAAAGUUCCACACGCUGCCAAUCUAGCACCGUGGAUUUUGCGACUUUUUGAACUUCAUGUUCCUGUUGUUCACACAGACCCCCGGGAUUUAGGCGUCUGAAAUGUGCUGCCUCAGUGAAUGCCCUUGCUGAGCCGUGGGGGGUCUCUGACAGGCGCUCAGAGGUCCUGCCUUGGAGACAACGCACCCCCACCUGUGGCUGCCUGCAGGAGCGGAAGUUCUCUACGGUGUGUCGCACAGGCCACAGGCAGGGCGGGGUGCUGGGCUGCUGGCCCGAAGCUGGCUAAUUUAUUUGGCAGCAGUUGGUAGAGCCUUUGGCCAGUCAAGCGAGGGGAUAAAGGCGAGACCUCAGUCUUGAAGGACAGAGUCAGUGGAGAGAGCAGCAGCCGAACCGGUUCCCCAGAGCGUUGUCCUUGAUCUCUCGGGAACACGUUGUUCGAUCUUUAGGCACAACAGUCCAGACACCCCGCCCCUCCUUCCUCCUGCAGGGCCCACCAGCUCAUGGAGCAGAUCAUGGAGACCGUGGCCUCUUUGCUUAAGUGUUACAUCUGCGAUGAAAUAGGACCAGCCGCAAAGGAUAUAGAUGAGCUGGGCCCAGAGCCGGAGUCCGAGGACAUCAAAAAACUGAGGAUAGUUCUCAAGCUCGAGGCACAAAAAGUGGACAUUGACAAGAUGCUGCAGAGGUCAAUCACAGCAUUGGAAGGAGUCCACACAGCUGCCAACUUUUUCCAGGUGGCAGGACAGAUCAUUUCAGACGGCAUCACCUGGGGCCGGGUUGCUGCCCUUUUCUGCUUGGCCAGCAAACUGGCACUCCAGACAAGCAAUGAGCCCAACAAGAUCAAGAACAUCAUGGUGUUCACACUGGAUUUAUUUCGAGAGCAACUGCUGCCAUGGAUCCAGGAACAGGGUGGCUGGGAUGGCCUCCUCUUGAAAAUGGAGAUACACUUAUGUUGACGGCAUCACUAACGACUAUCAUCGGGGCCGGACUGCUUGUCUUAUGCAACCUUCUGCAAAUUUAGGCUGAUGCCCCAGCUGCCUUGAUCUCUGUCUUUUCAGGAUAAAUAUGGCAUGUUUCCGUGAAGGAUGAGGCUAGGGACCAUCUUUCUUUUUUUUAUUGCCACCCCUUCUGCCUGUUGCUUCCCUCUGUACCUAAUCAUUAAAGCUUCGCAGGGAGAACCCCCAACGCUCAUGGCAUUUUUCUUACUUUUGGAAUUAUUGGGCGAUUGGGGUGAUCUGGGGUAAUAAAACUUUCAGGCCACACUUCCUGUCUGGGUCAUUGGGCUCACUCCCUGGUUGGUUCCAUCUCUUUACUGGGGGGGCCCGGUGCUCCCUGAGGGUCAGUGAUGAGCUGGGUCCAGGCUGCCUCCAGGUGCCCACAGUCCCGACGGCACCUCCAUGGCACCCUAGACUGUGGGGCUGGAGGCAGCGCUGGGCCAGCUCCGCUCCCUCUGAGGAGCUGUGGUUUGAGUCCUCUUGGUUGAUCCUUUUGCUCCCAGAGGAGGUCUUUGUUUUCUUUGCUCUGUCUCUAUGUCGUUUAUCCUAAAGAGGAAAAAAACAUGUGUCACGUGCAUAUAAAGGAAAGCUGUUGCUAAAGAAAUCUGGAAGACGAAAAGCCACAGAUGUGGUGGACCCAGGUGGAAAGUUAAAAGCCACAGGACACUUGCCACCAGAAUGCACCUGGGAGAGGAUAAAUCAUCACAGAACAGGUCAGAUCGACAGUAGAUCACCUGUCAACAUGAAGAAAAUUCAGGGAAACCAGGUAGGCCAUGAGCGCUUGGCUCUGGGCCUCCAUGAGACCUGCCAUCUGGAAGGAGCAUUUUCCAGGAUGCUCCAUUGGCUGACAGUCCAAAAUCAUCUGGGAUCCACACUCCUCUUGGGGGCCUGGGUACCCUCUCAGGGGAGUUCUUUGACCUCCGCUUCUUGUGUGCAUGCUCGCCACCUACUGGCACUGCCUCGAAAUGCAGGACUUAGAUCAUUCUGGGGCAUUCAGCUGAGGAAGGUGCAGAACAGCUGGUGUUCACCAAUUCUAAGCCAGGAAGUUACCAACCAGGUUUUUUCCUUUAAAAUGGCUGGUUGGGGACCUCCCUGGUGGCAUAAGGGGUUAAGCACAGCACUAGGAAGCUUUCUUCAGCCUCUGCAGCACGAAUUCGAAUUCGAUCCCCGCCCUGGCAGGGAGCUACCCGCAUGUCACAGCAGACCUGUUCUGUCUCCCUGCUGCUCCCCUCAGCUGUGUAUUCCAGUCUGUUUGCCUGUUCUGUUCCCCACUCUGUCUCUGCUGAAUCCUCUCACCACACACACACCCACCCCAGUUCCCCGCUUCUCUGGUCUAUACCCCAGUUCUUAUAUGCAUAAAUAAAUAAACCUUUUUUGAAAAAAAAGAACAAAAAUUAAAAGGCUGCCUGGCUUGAGUCACUGGGGGAAUAAGUAUACGAGUGACCCUCCUACUAGCAAACGGUUGAGCAAUGUGU